CCCUGCUCAGGCGGCUUUAAUUAGACGACGUCUGCUGACGACGGAAGCUUGAAACUGUGUUCGAAUUUAUUGACUGCUCCUCACGGCCACGCGCAAAUUGUUUCCAUUGUCUGUCGUGCGCAAAGCAGGCGUCUGUCUGUCUGGAUCCUGGACAAGAGAUACCCGACGCUGUCGAAGCGGGAAAUGGAGGACAGCCCGCGCGUCUCGUGAGGCCACGGACUUGAUGAUGACGAUGAUGCUCCGUCCCCUGCGACGCGUGCGCGCUGUCCGGCUGCGGCCCGUUGCCGGACAUGGCCACCACAUGUACCAAUGCGCAUUCUCGUCGCAGUCUGCAAGCAGGAGCGGUGAGUCCAUCCCGUCUCCCCGAGUCUCGAUGUGGAAAUGCACCCUUGCAAGCCGUCGUGCCGCGAUGCGACGGCGGAGGAGGAUCCGGUGCUGCGUCUCGGGAACCGCCCGAAGUACUGCUGCGCGCAUCGGGCCGGCGGAGCGCCUGCAUGAGGCACCCGACCGCAGAUGCAGAUGGUCGACGACGACGAUGCCAUCGCGAGCGUUCAUGUUCUUCACGGCGCUAACAAGCAACUUGAACAGAACAACAGCCCUCGCCAGAGACCAUCUCCAUCACCGCCACCAACCCCGGCCAAGGCAGCAACCAUGGGGGCAAGCGCGCCGACGAGCCGUCCGUCUUCGCCAAGAUGGGCGAGUCGGCGGCCACCACGUUUGCCUCGAUCCUGGUGCUCGGGCUCGGCUUCGCCGCCGCGGGCUACAUCUACCACAAGAGCUACAAGAUGCUCGUGAUGCAAAAGAUGACGCGCGCCUUCAAGCCGGGCGACCCGGUGCUCGAGCUGGCCGCCAUCGGCAAGGACGUGCCGCACGCUCAGCACAGCCAUGCCGACGACGAGCACUGGGUCGUGCGCCCCGAGCAGACACACAUCGACGACAUCGUCAGCGGGCGCGAGGUCGGCCACUACUACCUCAUCAUGGGCGACAAGGGCAGCGGCAAGAGCAGCAUGAUCAUCGAGGCGAUGCGCAAGAACGACGGCGACGGCAUCGCCAUGUUCGAGGCGCACUCGGACCCGGAAAUCUUUCGCAUCCGCCUCGGUAAGGCGCUCGACUACGAGUUCCACGAGGACUACAUCGGCGGCUACUUCAGCGAGCGCGGGCCCCGCGAGUCGACGGCCCUGCUCGACAUUGAGCGCGCCCUCAACAAGCUCGAAAAGGUGGCCAUGCGCCUGUUCCGCGAGCGCGGCAAGCCCCUCGUCGUCAUCGUCAACCAGAUGCACCUGCUGCGCAACGACGAGGACGGCCGCGACCUCAUCGAGCUCCUGCAGCAGCGCGCCGAGCAGUGGGCCGCCGCCAACCUCGUCACCAUGGUCUUCAACUCGGACGACUACUGGGUCUACGAGCGCCUCAAGAAGCUCGCCGCCCGCAUGGAGGUGCUGCCCGUCACCGACCUGCCCAAGGCCCAGGCCAUCAGCGCCCUGCACAAGUACCGCCUGCGCUACUUUGGCGAGCACCUGCCCAAGGCCCGCCUCGAGGAGGUCUACGACAAGGUCGGCGGCCGCCUGAGCUUCCUGAACCGCGUCGCAAAGAGCCGCGACAUGCUGCAGACGUGCGAGCGCAUCAAGGACACGGAGAAGAAGUGGUUCCUGAACCAGUGCUGGAUCCUCGGCUCGGAGAUGGACGACGACGUCAUGGACCAGCAGAAGUGGGCUGCCGCCGCCAUGGUGCUGGCGCAGGCCCUCGUCGACAAGGAGGCCGACAUGGAGCGCACGUACGAUCCCGUCAUCGGCCACCUCCUCCCGUCGUACCCCUUCCACAUCGCCCAGGAGCUCAUGACGCGCUGCGACUUCAUCCGCGACCUCGACCGCAUGAACCUCUUCACCAUCACGAGCCAGGCUGACGUGCGCGCCAGCAGCGUGCCCAUGCACCUCGCGCUCCGCGAGAUUUGCGCCCAGGAAGGGUUCCGCAAGCACCUCGAAGACACCAUUGAGCGCAUCGGCGACAUCGAGAGCCUCGGGCGCACGAGAGAGCUGGUGGCCAAGGAUCUGGUCCUGGGCGGACAGUACGACAUUAGCAGUUCCGGCAGAGGCGCCAUCACGGUCAAGUUGAAACAGGCCGACGAGGACAAGGAUGAAAAGUGAUGUUGACCGCUGGGC
Molecule: messenger RNA, 2156 nt
Organism: Purpureocillium takamizusanense
Lineage: Eukaryota; Fungi; Ascomycota; Sordariomycetes; Hypocreales; Ophiocordycipitaceae
Exons: 2
Coding region: 693-2141 (482 amino acids)
Source: RefSeq, a predicted model, not a curated record